Messenger RNA from Lolium rigidum, 5211 nucleotides. RefSeq names its product protein MODIFIER OF SNC1 1. Gene Ontology annotation, biological process: epigenetic regulation of gene expression. The coding region runs from base 86 to 4621 and encodes 1511 amino acids. NCBI's taxonomy places the organism in Eukaryota, Viridiplantae, Streptophyta, Magnoliopsida, Poales, Poaceae. The transcript has 8 exons. The record is from RefSeq and is a predicted model, not a curated record.
CCCUAGAGAUCUCGAUCUACCCCGCCAGCACCCCGCCCCGUCGAUCGGCGACGCCCGAUUCGGCACGCCGGGGAGGAGGGGGGCCAUGGCCUCCAGCCUGCUCACCACGGACAAGAGAUGGGCUGCUCCUACAAGGAAAUCUGGCAUGACUGUUCUUGGGAAAAUCCCAAAGCCCAUUAAUUUGCCAAGUCAAAGGUUGGAAAAUCAAGGUCUUGACCCCAACGUGGAAAUUGUUCCAAAGGGUACCCACACAUGGGGCAGCAAACCGGGACCCACGACACCAAAUGCAUGGAAUUCAUCUUCACUUCUAUCUCCCAAGAAGGACGGAAGUAUUGGUGCUCCGAGCCAAUUCAAUGGUCGUCCCUCUUCUGGGGGAGGUUCAAGACCCUCGACAGCUGGAAGUGAAUCCCUUGACUCUCCCAAUGCUUGGGGUCCUAAUUCUCGACCGUCUUCAUCAUCUGGCACAUUACCGUCACAACAUUUACCAGUGGUCACAAAUCGUCCUCGAAGUGCAGAGACAAGACCAGGAAGCUCACAACUUUCUCGGUUUGCAGAUAAUCCUUCAGAGCAUAUGAAUGUAUCAAUAAGGACCUUCGAGAAACCGGGAUCUUCACAUGGGCAUGGGUUUACUCUAAGUACCGGUGAUUUCCCAACACUUGGUGCUGAGAAAACCUCUGACUCUAACAGUCAACGAGGCCACAGUUCAAAAGGGCGCCCAACUUCUAGCUCUGGUAAAGAUGGAGCCCAAAAUGAUCAGGGGAAGAGCCCAACUGCUGGACCUGGCGAGGUAAUUCGAUCACCUAAUAAUCAACCUGCGGAUAUCUUGAAGACAGAUCAGCAUGCACAUGAUGGAGGUGCUCCCUUUCCUGCCACUGCUCCACCAAACGAAGCUCAGCAGCCACAGCCAUACCCUCCUAACUAUGGUAUGCCCCCUCCGCAGUUUGAUUCAUGGCGUGCGCCUCCUGGUCACCCCCCUGAGGGAAUGUGGCAUAGAGGACCAGGUGGCCCAUACAGACAAGUAGGACCCCCGAGCAGUUUCCCUGUUGAACCAUUCACUUACUAUGGUCAGUUCCCACCCAACUCAGAAGCUGCUGCAAGGCAGGGCACAGGACAUGGUGGAUAUCACUCUAAAAAUGGAGAUGCAUAUCAUUCUAUGCGCCCUAAUUCUUAUGUUAUGAAUCAACCUGUUAUUCCAGUCAGACCAGUUUACCAGGGCCCAAUGCCUUACGAUGGAUAUUAUGGCCCUCCACGAGCAAAUUUCAAUAAUGCCAAUGUAAGAGAUGUGCCAUUCAUUGGAGGCUCUCAUCUACCAGGAAUAUUGAAUCAAUUCCCAAAUCACAACGACAAGUUCCAGCCUGGAAAUUCUCAGAGCAGACCAGUAAAACAUGAAGCAGUUUCCAAGGAGCUCAUGGAAUCUGAUAGAGUACAUUUGGUUCCUCGAGGACAGACUAGGAUUUUGCAUGAUAAUCCUGAUAGAGUAGGUCCCGGUGAAGUUGAAAGGAAGAUUCAACCUGUACCACCACUUCUUCCACAUCCAGAUGGAAAUCGGAAUGAUGUGAACUUGAGGGCGGAUACAAGGAGUACCUCUAGUGAAAGGAACAUGGUGCUUAUGAAGUCAGUGCAUGACCAGAGAGAGAGAGGCCCAGAUCGUUUAAGUCAUUCAUCUGUUUCGGAAAAUGCACAUUCCCAUCCCAGGGGAACUGAUGAUGUUGCCCUCCGUAAAAAGAUCAAGGAUGAUAAUCUUCCGCUUGAUCAGCAACCUAUCAUAAAGAAGAAUGCAGCUUUGAUAGAGAAAAUAGGGAGUUUGAACAACAAAGCUAGAAAUCUUGAUGCACACAAUGUUGUAGAUCCAUUUCCAAGUAAUAAGGACAUUAAAGAGAAGCAGCUAAAAAGUGCUGAUUCAAAAGCAGAUCAGGUGGUAAAAGGUGUUUCAUCUACUCCUGUCAUCACUGGUUUUGCUUCUGCAUCUAGCCAGGCAGCGUGUGUUUCUCCUAUUUCUCCUGUGGUACAGAAAUUGUCGACAGAGCCCAGUGAUGGUGCGGUUGUUGGGCCGCUACACUCGCAUGUUGCUGAAGCAAGCAAAGCUGGAAAGCUGGUUGGAUCAACUCAUGAUCGCACACGUAGGAGGGGUGAUUCUUCAAGAAACAGCCACCAUGGUCCUGCUAAAGACAUGCCAACCAACAACUCUGCAGUACAUGGGCGGGGAGAAAAUUCUACAACUGAAUCUUCAUCAGUAGUUCAAUUGAGGAAUAUUCAGCAUGACCAGCCUCCUGAGCAUGCUUCACAGCUGCCACCUGUGACAAUCACUGAUGAUAUGCCAGCUUCACCCGAUUAUGAAUUUCAGCGUGUAAAAAUGAAGGAGUUGGCUGUGCAACGUGCCAAACAGCUGCAAGCUGAGGAAGAAGAACGGACAAAGCGACAAAAGGCAAAAGCUCUUGCAAAAUUGGAGGAACUGAACAAGCGUUCAUCAGUACAUCAGAAGAACUCCAGUGAUCCACAACCAGAAAAUGCAGAUGUGCAGAAUAAGCAAAACGCUGGACUUGAUGGGACUGCUGAACCUGCGGUUUCAACUACUGAAUCGCGUAAUGUUACUGCAAUGGGUAAUGUUAGUAUUCUUCAGCCACCAAUUGAUCCCAAGGAUACUGCGGUUCCUGCACAGACCAUGUCUACUCUACCACAUACUGCAGGUAUAGCGAAAGAUCUUGCUGUUCGUAACACAUCAUCCUCAGGCAGGACCGCACAGAGCAGCAUGGUGGAGCAUGUAGCUCAUAAAAGUGUGUCGCAGUCACAUGAUGCUGGUGUUCCCAAGUCUAAGCAGGGCUACAGAAAAAGGCACGCUGUUCCAGAGGAUAAAACUGCUGGUGAGAAGUCUAGUUUGGUAGUAAGCACUGAAAAUCUGAAGAAAACUGCUGAAGCUUCCUUGGACACAUCAACUGCUGUUGUUAGAUCAUAUGAUGAUCCCCCAGCCCACAACAAGAAGAGUGCCAGGAACUCGAGAAAUAAGAAAAAACUAGAUGAUGCUCCAGCUACUUCUAAAAAUCUACCCGAGGUGCUUAAUCAGCAGAAUAUACCGAGCUUAUCCAGUGAGCCAAAACCAAAAACAGCUGGUGUUAUUAUCAGUAGUUCUAUACUUCCUACUGCAAAUACUGUGCUCACUGUGGGAAGUAUAACUGUGGGUGGUAUUUCAUUUGGAUCUUUCAACCAGGAGCGCCUGAAAUCACCAGAGGAAGUUCAAAAUACUACAAACAGCCGCCCAAGACCUCAGCAAGCAAAAGGAUCAAGAAAAACUAAUCAUGCUGUCCGACCUGUUGAGAAGCCACAUGGGAAUGAGGGUGUUGUGUGGGCACCAGUUAAGCCAUCAGGGUGGAAUGAAGUAUCUGAGGAAGCCGAGGUGGCUGUAGCAGCGCGGCCUAAACCAAUUGGUAAGUGUGUGAACGACGGGGACAAUGUUACAAGAACCAAGAGAGCUGAAAUGGAAAGGUAUGUGCCAAAGCCACUGUCCAAAGAGCUUCAACAGCAGAAUACAGAACAAAAUUUACCUUCAGACAAAUCCUCUGUGGAGAACAAGAGUAAUGAUAAAUCGGAUGCUGCAACUGAGCACAAGAAAUGGGAGGACAAGAAAACUAGUAGAGGGCAUGGGAAUGGGAAGUCUCAUCCUUCUUGGCGCAAGAGGAAUACAGAUGAAUCAGCUUUGGUGGUACCAGAUCCUUCUGAGCGACUAGACAGCUGUCAAGAAUCACACCAAGUUCAGAGGCCUUCUGACAAGCAUCAGCAGCUUGAACAUGACAAGCAAGCAGAUCAUACUGCUGGGAACAGUUUGGCUCCAACUCAAAUAGUUGAGUUACCUGUCAGUGCCCCUAAGGAACACACUGCAGCUAACAGGCAAAGGAGGCAGCAUGUCAAGGCCCCCAAAAACGAGGCAAGUAACCAUUCAAAUGAGAACAGAGAUAGGCAAGGCAGGAAAGAUGUGAAUCACAUGUCAACACGGGGAAUCGAUUUGAACUCUUCUGAACAUAGGAAUUUGUCGAAAUCUGAGGUGAAGAGCAGCGCAGCAGUUACACACGCCAGAGCACACUGGAAACCAAAAUCCUCACAGUCCCAGAACAACUCACAGGGUAAUAAUAAUGUGGAAGGUCAAGUGGAUAGCACUACCCUGCAAGACAGCAGCAAUCAAAAUCUUGCUGGGAACAGUUCCAGAAAUGGUGAGAAGGAUGAACAAAAUCAAGGUAAUGGCAACGCGGUGCAUGUAGAUGAUAACCAGAAGAGCGAGAGCCAGGAAAAUGCAGAACAGCAGCAGCUUAAUCAUGCAGCCCGUCGCCAGGGACAUCACAACGGGAGGUAUCAGAGGGGAAGGGGUUAUGAUGCUGGGCAGCCAAGCCACAACGUGAAUGCAGAAAGGCGGAGGGGUGGCACUCAUCUGGAAUACCAGCCAGUCGGUUCCCACAGUAAACCUGCAGACUUCCAGCAGAACCCAAGUGUCGAUGAACAGAACACGGGACAUCCAGCCCCUGGGCCGGUGUACAGGGAGCGCGGCCACAGCAAGAGCCACCGCCCUGGUGGUCACUUUGUCAAGCGGAACCCUCCAUCAGCCCCAGCUCCUAAUUCUUACCAAGAUGAAUGAUCUUCAUGUAACCCCACGUUCUUUGAGCUCGAGGAACUCGCUCUGAAUGAAAUAUGUCUGCACUCAAGUCUACUACCUGCACAGGGAGCAUCUGUGAUCUGAUUCCCUCGUGCCCAACAUGUUGAGAGGCUUACAGGUCGAAUGUGAUUGGCAAGAUGGUCGGUUGGAGGUCAGUAGUAGGUUGUUUUUGGUUACCAGGGCCGUUGGGCCAUCACGUGUGAUUGUUAAUUGUUGCGAAGAACAUCCCUUGCUUCGGUGAGAUGUGAUGCUGGAAUUUGUACUAACGGAGUUGAUUACGUACUUGGAUUAAACGCUAGUAGUAGUAUGUGCUAAUGGCAACGGAAGUAUUUUGCUUUUGUUGUUUGUGGUGUCUUACUGAAGAUGAAAGUUAGUGUCAUGUUGUAUUUGCGGUGACAGCGAUCUUAGGUUUGCCAGGAAUAAUUCACUUUUUUUGUGGGUUACAUGCUCGGUAUCCUAUGGGUAUGAAGCCCUUGUACAAUAUAUAUUACUAGUACUUAUUUUUAAUCAAAUCUGAGCUCCUGAUUUUAUGGAGCGAACCCUGAUGAUCUUGAUGAUCACGCAGUUGACAA